CCUACGUCACAUGACGCAGCCCAUCAUGGCGGUAGGGUCGCAGCUGCCCUGGCCCGCGGCUCCGCAGGGCUGCUGCCGUUGCUGCUGUUGAGGGGUGGCGGCGGCGGCGGCACAGGCGGGCGGGCGGGAAGGAUGGUGUUUCUGUGGUCCGAGCGGCGGGUGCGGACCAGGAGCCAGGUUGAGGUUUGGCCGAAGCGACCUGUGCUCUGGAGCAGCCGGCGCGGGUGCCGCUGAGGCAGGCAGGACCGACUGACGGACAGACCGACGGAAGGCGACCCGAGAGCCGGCCCCGGGGCCGCGCCGUGGCGAGAUGCCGGGGCCGCCGGCAUUGCUGCUGCUGCUGUUGCUCCUGGCCGCCGGCAGUGCCGGGGCCGCGCCACUUCCGCAAACAGGUGCAGGAGAAGCACCUGCUGCAGAAGUCUCAUCUUUUGUGAUCCUGUCUGCAUGCAGUUUACUGGUAUUAAUAGUAUUAAUUGCAAACUGUGUCUCCUGCUGUAAGGACCCGGAAAUAGACUUCAAGGAAUUUGAAGAUAAUUUUGAUGAUGAAAUAGAUUUCACACCACCAGCAGAAGAUACUCCCUCUGUUCAGUCACCGGCAGAAGUUUUCACACUUUCAGUACCAAAUAUCUCACUACCAGCUCCGGCCCAGCUCCAGCCUUCUGUAGAAGGUUUGAAGUCUCAAGUUGCUCGCCACAGUCUAAACUAUAUACAGGAAAUUGGAAAUGGCUGGUUUGGAAAGGUCCUCCUUGGAGAGAUUUAUACAGGCACUAGCGUAGCCAGAGUCAUAGUGAAGGAGUUAAAAGCAAGUGCAAGCCCAAAGGAACAAGAUACUUUUUUGAAAAAUGGAGAACCUUACUAUAUUCUUCAGCAUCCAAAUAUUCUUCAGUGUGUUGGACAAUGUGUAGAAGCAAUUCCCUAUCUUCUGGUGUUUGAGUUCUGUGACUUGGGUGACCUGAAAGCUUACCUGCGCAACGAGCAAGAGCACAUGAGGGGGGAUUCGCAGACCAUGCUGCUGCAGCGGAUGGCCUGUGAGAUUGCAGCAGGCCUGGCGGCCAUGCACAAGCUUCACUUCCUGCACAGUGACUUAGCCCUGCGGAACUGUUUUCUUACCUCAGACCUGAAUGUGAAAGUGGGAGACUACGGAAUAGGAUUCAGCAGGUACAAGGAGGAUUAUAUUGAAACAGAUGAUAAAAAAAUUUUCCCUCUGCGAUGGACCGCUCCAGAAUUAGUAACCAGCUUUCAAGACAGACUACUAACUGCAGAUCAAACUAAGUAUAGUAACAUCUGGUCCUUGGGUGUGACACUUUGGGAGCUUUUUGAUAAUGCUGCUCAGCCUUAUUCCAACCUUUCCAACUUAGAUGUUCUCAAUCAGGUGAUUCGAGAGAGAGACACAAAACUCCCUAAGCCCCAGCUGGAGCAGCCUUAUUCCGACAGAUGGUAUGAAGUUUUACAGUUCUGCUGGCUGUCACCAGACAAGAGACCAGCAGCUGAGGACGUGCAUAGAUUGCUCACUUACCUACGGAUGCAAAGCCAAAGGGAUUCAGAAGUUGACUUUGAACAACAGUGGAAUGCUCUUAAACCAAAUACAAAUAGCAGAGACACUUCAAGUAAUGCUGCAUUCCCAAUUCUCGACCAUUUUGCCAGAGAUCGGCUUGGUCGAGAGAUGGAGGAAGUCCUCACUGUAACUGAGACCAGCCAGGGCCUGAGCUUUGAGUAUGUGUGGGAGGCAGCUAAGCAUGACCACUUUGACGAGCAUGGUCGGGGCCCCGCAGAUGAAGCCUUGUCCUACACAAGCAUCUUCUUUCCAGUUGAGGUUUUUGAGAGUUCACUUUCAGAUCCUGGACCAGGGAAACAAGACGACAGUGGCCAGGAUGUCCCCCGUGGGGCCCCCGGAGUGGUUCCUGUUUUUGAUGCCCACAACCUUUCUGUUGGAAGCGACUAUUACAUCCAGUUGGAAGAAAAAAGUGGUAGCAACUUGGAGCUUGAUUACCCGCCGGCACUGCUCACAACUGAGAUGGAUAACCCAGAGAAGAUAAGUGAUGAGACGUCCCAGUUUCUGACACUCAGGAAUCUUGAAUUUGAAGAGUCGAGUACAGAUGAAGAUUUCUUCCAAAGCAGUACAGACCCCAAAGAUUCCAGCAUACCUGAGGACAUACAUGUUACCAGGGGUCCUGAGAGCCCUUUCAACAGUAUAUUUAAUGAUCUGGACAAAUCAGAGGAUCUACCCAGUCACCAAAAAAUAUUUGAUUUAAUGGAACUAAACGGAGUUCAAACGGACUUGAAGCCGACCGCUUUAAGUUCAAGUCUGGAUGCCUCCAGAGAGUCAGUAACAGCGUGCCACUUUGAGAAAGAAAAGCCCCGUAAGCUUUUUGACUGCGAGCCUCUUUGCUUAUCAGAAAACCUUUUGCACCAAGAUAAUUUUGAUCCACUGACUGUUCAAGAAUUGUCAGAAAACUUUUUAUUUCUUCAAGAGAAAAACUUACUAAAAGACUCAUUGUCUAGCAAAGAACAUGUAAAUGAUCUUCAAACAGAACUUAAAAAUGCUGGUUUCACUGAAACAAUAUUAGAAACUCCACGUAGAAAUUCUUUAGAUCUUGAAGUUAAGUUUGCUGAAAAUAAACCAGGCUUUUCUUUGUUGCAGGAAAACCUAAGCACAAAGGGUGAAGACACAGGUGGUGUGUUCAAGGACAACACUUUAAACACCUCACCACAGUCUUCCCCGGAAGUGCAGGUACCUCCUACCUCUCUUGAAACAGAAGGAACACCUCAUCAUGUACCUCCAGAUCCGCUCCUGAAGCAGGGAGAACCCACGUACCCAGAUGUCAGUAUCCAUGAAGACUGUCUCUGCCAGGAAAUCAAACCAGACUCUGUCACCAUCACAGUUGUAAUUCCCUCCACUGAUGCCAAAACAUGUGGCAUUGGCAACAUGUCUCACGACCUGACCCACCAAAGUCAGGAGGCCUUGAGACUGACCAAAAGUGACUCAGUUCUUGUUAAUGACGUUUUUGCCAAUAAGGUGAGUAUAGGAAGUAGUCUUCCAGAAUUGAGACAAAACUUACAAAACCAGACGCUUUCAGAAGACCAUCAUAGUAAUAGCCUGCUGGAGAAAAACGUGGAAGCUGUGGAGACUUUGAGUCAGCUGCAUUGUAAAGAUGCCACAAAAGAGGGGGGCUUGGUGUCUGCCCUCUCGUCGGACUCGACCAGUCAAGACAGCCUUUUAGAAGACAGCUUGUCAACACCCAUUCCAACUUCAGAACAGUCUGUGGAGACCCCAGACUCUCUGGAUUCAGUGGAUGUCCAUGAAGCCUUACUGGGUUCUUUAAGCUCUCACACGCCUCAGAAACUCUUGCCCCCUGAUAAGCCUGCAGACAGUGGCUACGAGACAGAGAACUUAGAGUCCCCUGAGUGGACUCUGCACCCUGCUCCCGACGGCACCUCCGCCUCAGAGGCUGCCACAGUGGGCAAUGACAGUCAUGGUAGUUUGCCUCCCAAACCGGUCAUCGUCAUCUCAGAUGCAGCUGAUGGCCACAGAGGUACAGAAGUGACCUCGCAGACUUUUGCACCUGGCUCUCAGAGCUCAUACCGAGACUCUGCUUACUUCUCAGAUAAUGACUCUGAGCCCGAUAAGAAGUCUGAGGGGGUCCCAGGACCCCCAGCCUCACCCUUGGUAUUGGUGACGGAUCCUCCCCUGCCUGAGCCAGUCAUUCCAGAGCACAGUCAUGGCAUCAAGGACAGUUGCCUGGAAACCAACCAUUGCCAGCCAGACCAAAGUUGUCUCCCUGCCUCACAAGAUCCCAGUCACCUGAAGUCUAGAGAAACCUUGGACGCAGCACCAACUGAUGUUUCCAAGCAGACACCUGCUUCUGAAGACAAGGCUGGCAGUCCCUUGAGUAUGUUGAACUCUGAGCUGAGCAGUGGCGAUGACUUUGAGGCUCAAGAGGAGUGCCCCUGCACACUCACCUCCACUGGAACCAACACCAACGAGCUCCUCGCCUUCACAAAUUCCACCCUCUGCUCUGGCAGCCCAUCAGACCUGACGGUGGAGAAGUCCUUGUGUGGCCAUGCCGAGGGCCCCAAGUUGAAGGAGCCAGAUAUUGAAGGGAAAUACCUGGGGAAACUUGGUGUGUCAGGGAUGCUUGACCUCUCUGAGGAUGGCAUUGACGCAGACGAGGAAGAUGAGAACAGUGACGACUCCGACGAGGACCUGCGGGCGUUCAACCUGCACAGCCUCAGCUCCGAGUCAGAGGAUGAGACUGAGCACCCUGUGCCUGUGAUUCUCAGCAAUGAGGAUGGGCGGCACUUACGGAGCCUGUUGAAACCCUCAGCCACUGUUGCCAUUGAGCAGCUCCCAGAUGACUGGAAAAAAGAAAAGAAGGCAGUGACAUUCUUUGACGAUGUCACAGUCUAUCUGUUUGACCAGGAGACCCCAACCAAAGAGCUGGGGCACUGCGGAGGGGAUGCACACAGCCCCGAGCUGAACAGCCCAGCACCAUCCUCAGGCUCUCCUUAUCUGAGCAGGUGCAUAAAUUCGGAAAGCUCAACAGAUGAAGAAGGUGGAGGCUUUGAAUGGGAUGAUGACUUUUCCCCGGACCCUUUCAUGUCAAAGACAACAAGUAACCUUCUUAGUUCCAAGCCUUCUCUUCAGACAUCCAAGUACUUUUCACCACCUCCGCCACCCCGGAGCGCGGAACAGAGCUGGCCUCACACCCCGCCGUAUUCCAGAUUCUCCAUCUCUCCUGCCAACAUCGCCAGCUUUUCCCUCACUCAUCUUACGGACUCAGACAUUGAGCAAGGAGGAAGCAGCGAAGACGGAGAAAAGGAUUAGGUGGAUGUGGAUGCACUCCCGAGUCCCAGGCUGCUCCCCCAGGGUGGCAUUCCUGCACCGCAGCCCAGCAGUGAUACCCCUCCACGUCCGCUGCAGUGGGCACAGCUGCAGUGGGGUGCGGCGCAAGAGAGAGACUCAGGAGGCCGGAAGGGAGUCGGCUGGCUCUGUGCCCAUGGUGGGAAGCCCAGCUGGGGAGGCCCUGUGGCCGCUGUCACUUGCCAGAAGUGCUUGUGCCCUGGUCAUCCUUGGGGAGCGUCGAUCCUGCUCUGGUGUGUGGGGAACUGUAGGCUCUGGGUUGUUUCUGGCUUCCAUGUGGGGUGUUCUCCACUUCUGCACCUGUGCAUCCUUCUGUGCACGAGGGCCCAGAGGUGCACAAUGGGAAUGGGCACCAGUGAGCCAUAUUUAUUAUUUUAAAGAAAUCACUAAUUGCUUUCUGUAAUUGCACUGUGGAUAAAUGUUCUAAGAGUACCUGAUAUUGUACAGAAUCUUAAAUUAUUCAAGGAAAAUAAGGCAGGUCAAGCUGGUGCUAUCCACUAGUUUGAUUUUUUUUCUGUUUUAUAGUUUGUUUGCUCUGCAUGGUACUUGUAAAGUUUAAAUAUUUUGAGUGUUCUGCUGUCUAGAAUUGUUGGAAUUGUACAUAUGGUACUUUUUCGUAAAUGAUAAAUGAUUCCGAAGGUUAGUGUUUUUUUUUUGUUCUUAUAGGAAAUAUUUUUGAUGAGUCCAAAAAGACUGCUUUGUUCUGUUGACUGAAUGAACACACGUUUGUCUCUUUCUAUGACGCAGGUUCCUUGUAGCAAGCACAGCUUCUCUGAGGAGCUCAAGGGUCUUACAGCCCCUCCGUGUGAUUCUCCCACCCUGCUCCCCAGUUUUUUUAAACCCUUCUGAGAAACUUGACAGGUGGUUCACCGCAGAGCUCAGCUUCAGGUUAGAGUGUCCAGGUCUCCUGCCCGCUCCCUGGGGAGCCGAGUGCCCCCAUCUGGGCCGAGUUCUGCUGUGGCCCCUGUGCCACUUCCCCUCAAAGUCUGCUCUUCUGCUUGGUUUUUGGAAGCACAGGCUGCUACGUAACUCCUUCCUUCAGAUGGUACAGAACUCUGAGGAAGAAGCUGCCCGCACAGGGCUCUGGUUGCCAAGGACAGUUUGAGUUCAUUCUGUUUGUACACACUAGGCGUUGAGCUUUUAAAUCACCUCCAGAGCUGAAUUUUCCCCGAAGAACCACUUCUCAUCGUGGCCCACGGCGGCUGGUCUCUGUAACCAAGGAGAUACACUACAUCCUGCAGCUGGGAGGAGGGACGAGGGACAUGAUGGAGCCUGCACAGCUAGCACGUCCUCCUGGUUGGGACCUUAGGCAGCCACAUGUGGCCAUCACACCGAGACAUGGCCCUGGGACUCAUCUGCACUGACCCUUCCCUUCUGCGUUAAGCACCAUGUUCUCCCUUUGCCUUGAAAGGGACCGAGUGUGUCCCACACAACCUCCUAAUGUUGCCAGGAAUUGGGCGUUUGUGAUAAAGCUGACCUCAUUCUGCAGUCCAUGAUUCUGCUUUGACAUCAGGAAGUUUCCAGGGGCCAUAGAGCAGCAUGUGCCGGAGGAGGCUUGGCAUGUCCUCCAUGAAGCCGUGUAUACCGGGGUCGGGCAUCAGGUCUGUGGUCACCACACACUGGCCUUUCACCCCAAAUGUUUUCCGGUGCUGAUUUGUUUCCCCGACUCCAGCAUAACAUGGGCCCACUGGGGCUGCGUGAUAGUCCCAGCAAGCAACCCUGGUCCUCAUGUGAGAUGCAGUUGUGUAUACUGGCUAGAGUUUACAAAAUCAGUUAUGAUCUUUAUUAUCAAUUCUGGUUCACUCCACUCACUUUUUAUACUAGCAAUAACUAUCCAGAGCAAGAACUCAGAACGGAGAAAGAGCUUCCUCUUGGUGUGAGCAGGAAGCACAGCCAGGACAGCAGGGCCUUGGGAUGUGCAGACUGGACAAGAAAAAGUUAAUAGGGCAUUAAAAGGUGAUUUUGCCAAAAUUGUCAUAACUCUGAAUUUCCUGCUAUGAAGAUUUCCUGAGUUUCCUGAAUUUUUAUAUCUAUCAGUCUUUGUGAGAGAUACAUGAGAGGUGAUAAUUAUACAAGUUUUUUCAAACUAUAACGAGUUCAGAUUUAAUGACUAAAGUCAAGCAGAUCCAUAGAAUAUAUAGUCUUCUUGUGUAAUCAGCCUGGGAUCAAUUUACUGAUAUUUGGGGGCUGUACCUUUUUCACUAUGAUUAAGGAGAUUUUAACAAACUAAUUCCCAUUUUAAUUUAUUUUAGGUCUAUCUUGCUGUCAUGAUUAAUUGCCAAAAGAAAGCAUUUUAUACAUUGAGUUGGGGGGGUGGGUUGGAGUAGUAAAUCUUACUGUGGUGUUGCAUGGUGGGGAAGAUUUUAUAUUUAUAAUAAACAUGUGAGUCAAUAUGUUCUUUUGAAAUCUCAAGCAAUACACAGGAAACCAAUUAUGUAGAUUAGAAUUUUCAGCCCAUCUUUGAAGUGUCAGCAUGUGCUUUGUUGUUCAAGUCAGGUUUCCUUUUCUUUUCUUUUCUUUUCUUUUCUUUUCUUUUCUUUUCUUUUCUUUUCUUUUCUUUUCUUUUCUUUUUUUUUAAACUACGUUGGUUACCAAUAGUGGAUUUUCAGACCGAACUUGUUCUAAUAAGUUAUGCAAUGAAAUCAGUGGAAAUCUCCAGAAAAUAUGGGUGAAGUUGAUAAUACCUGAUUCACAGUGGUAUUUCCUGGCCUUCUUUGGAAUCUAUCAGGUUUUAAUUAGUGCUACUCUGGUGGAGUUUACGUCUUUUAAAUCCUAUAAUAAGAAUAACCUUCAUUUCCUUCCUACUAGAUGUUAAAUUUGUGUUAUCAAAUGAUCCUGUCAUAAGCCAGAAAAAAAGAAAUUAAAAAAAAAAAAAACAGUGCUCCCUAAAUCCUUCUGGAAGGACUGUGCGUCUGGGUAAGAAGCCAUUCAUCUUAAGGGUGAAGAAGCUCCACAAAGCUAAAUUGAAAACAGAGCAUUCAUUCUAUUUUUAAAUGUACAGGCGAUUGUUUCUAUAGAAGUGAGUUUUAUCUUAGAAAAGUCUUUGUAUGUCUUGCUGCCGUAAAACGCCUUUCAAAACCUCUCCCUUGUAUUCAUAUUUUCCAUAGGGUACUUGUAGGGUUAGUGACUUACUGCAUUUCUGUCCUGAGGGCCCAGGGUGCGACGGAAGCAGCUCUUGGUUUUACCCUACUCAGCCCAUCAUCUGAAAUUCCAGAGGUGAACCUAGUGUUAGGCUCUGAAUGUUGGGCUUCGGUGAUCAGGGCUUCAGAAUAGUAGCCUUAUGAGAAGUAGCCUUAAAAUAAGAAUGGGUGGCACAGUUCCUUCAGAUUUCAGUCUCAUAAACAAUAUUCCUAAUAGUAACGGGGUUGGCUCCAGUUUUGGCUAUUAACGAAACUCCUCUUCAGUACACAGAUAAAUUCUGAAAGGUGUGUAGACAGUAUUGAAUUACCAACAACCUGCUACCCUAAUGGCUUGAACUAGGUGGUUCAGGCUCACACAAAUGCAGACAGACCUUACCAGUGGGCUGGUGCGUGCAUCCACUGUUGAAUCCCGCCUGCAAGAGAAGAUCCAUGGGGCAGUCACACCCACACGGCUUCCCUGUUGUGCUUUAACACAGUUGUGAGAGGUUCACGGCAAUAUCACAGCUAAUGAACUUUCAGUUUAAAUUGUGUACAUUUUUAAAUUGUAAGAUUUUUACUGUAUAUUGAUGCAUAGUGUGAUUCAAUAAAUUGCUUGUAAUUUAAAAACUAUUUAAUAUUCAAAAUAAAUAUAGUUAUAUAUUUAUAAA
Messenger RNA from Canis lupus familiaris (dog), 8648 nucleotides. It is a transcript of the gene LMTK2, whose product is annotated as lemur tyrosine kinase 2. The transcript is spliced from 14 exons. Gene Ontology annotation, biological process: protein phosphorylation. The record is from RefSeq and is a predicted model, not a curated record. Gene Ontology annotation, molecular function: protein kinase activity; ATP binding. Bases 311 to 4825 code for a protein of 1504 amino acids. Lineage: Eukaryota; Metazoa; Chordata; Mammalia; Carnivora; Canidae.